Messenger RNA from Kockovaella imperatae, 1336 nucleotides. RefSeq lists its product as hypothetical. The record is from RefSeq and is a predicted model, not a curated record. Gene Ontology annotation, molecular function: metal ion binding; ubiquitin protein ligase activity; single-stranded DNA binding. Bases 211 to 1272 code for a protein of 353 amino acids. Gene Ontology annotation, biological process: DNA damage tolerance; protein monoubiquitination. Gene Ontology annotation, cellular component: nucleus; Rad6-Rad18 complex. NCBI's taxonomy places the organism in Eukaryota, Fungi, Basidiomycota, Tremellomycetes, Tremellales, Cuniculitremaceae. The transcript has a single exon.
CGGCAGCUCCGUUGACGACCUCUUUUAUUCGACACUACCGCAGUCAACCGCAGUCUUCAUGUGACAUCUUGGGGACCUCGCUCGAUCUCAGGAGCGACUCAACGUCCUUCAUCUCUUGCUGAGAACUCGAGUGCUUGCCUAAUCAAACCCCGCCCGACAGCUGCCCCAUCCCUUGCCUCGGUGAUCGGAUCUUUUGAGCCGCGAUCCGCCAUGUCAGAUCGCGCAAGCGGGAAUAGACCCUCGCGCGAGCCUCUACUUCGAGCACAAACGAAUCUCCAUGCUAUGCCUGUACCUCGUCCUUCACUCGCACCACGGAGUCUCACAGCCGAUGCCAAGAAGCGACCGACGCGGAUCAUCCGAACAUUUGAAGAGGUCGCUGUCGAGGUGGAGAAAACGGUCAUGGCUGAAUCAUGGUACGAAGAACUAGAAUGUGGAAUUUGUUCGAGUAUCCUCGGAGCACCUCAUGCUCUUGUCCCUUGUGGUCAUUCGUUUUGUGGAGCAUGUGCGUGGCAGUGGAUCAAGGUCAAUCAGAAUCUCACUUGUCCACAUUGUCGGGUGGAAGUUUUUGAAGGGACUCCAAUCGUCCCCAAUAUCAUGGUCGAUCAAAUUAUCGAGCGGAAGUUACGAUCUCUACCUGAGGGAGAGCAAAAAACAGAGCUACUAGCUGAACGGAAAGAAAAGGCAGACGCAUGGAAAGCGAUCCAGCGGGAACAACCUCCUGCAAAACCUGCUAGGCGACCCAGAGGGUUCGGAGUAGAAGAUAUCAUUGGAUUCUUUGACGCUCCGGAGAAUAGUCGACGGCUCGCUGCGCGUCAUAUUCCGGAACUGGGGGCGCAGAUACCUGGACAAAGACGAGCCGCUCAGCUGCAGUAUGGAGGGAUGAACCUUGGUGAGAUCCGACGAGCUGAGGCAGAAGAAGAUGCCAUGGUCAGACGGAUGGAAAUUAGGCGCUUGAGAGAGGCAAUGCUUCAAGCUCAAGAUGUUGGCGUUUUGACCGAAGAGCCGACGGAGAUCGAUUCCACCGCACAAGAGAGAGAGCAGGGAACGCCUCGGAGAUGGCAUAGACUGGCAAGUCGAGCUCCACCAACACCUUUUGUGCCCGAUCCCGUUCGACGCUCCGGUAUUUCCUCUACAGCACCAUCUGAUUCACCGACCCUCCACGGCCGACCUACUCCCGUGAGAUCUUCAGUGUUCGCCGCACGACAAGCUAGAGCGAGGGGUAGUCAGACCAGAGAAUCGACAACGAUUGGCCUAGUCAGCGACGAAGAUUGACAUCACGUUGUAGAUGUAUGUUCCCUAACGAUCUGAGAUGAUAGGAUCCUGCUACGGUAUGACA